Molecule: messenger RNA, 12123 nt
Organism: Sorex fumeus (smoky shrew)
Lineage: Eukaryota; Metazoa; Chordata; Mammalia; Eulipotyphla; Soricidae
Gene: KMT2A
Product: lysine methyltransferase 2A
Exons: 37
Coding region: 1-12006 (4001 amino acids)
Biological process (GO): positive regulation of DNA-templated transcription
Cellular component (GO): nucleus; histone methyltransferase complex
Molecular function (GO): histone H3K4 methyltransferase activity; DNA binding; protein binding
Source: RefSeq, a predicted model, not a curated record
AUGGCGCACAGCUGUCGGUGGCGCUUCCCCGCCCGGCCCGGGACCACCGGGGGCGGCGGCGGCGGGGGGCGCCGGGGCCUAGGGGGCGCCCCGCGGCAACGCGUCCCGGCCCUGCUGCUUCCCCCCGGCCCCCCGGUCGGCGGCGGCGGCCCCGGGGCGCCCCCCUCCCCCCCGGCGGCGGCGGCGGCCGCGGCGGCCGCGGCGGCGGCGGCGGCGGCGGCGGCGGCGGCGGGAAGCAGCGGGGCCGGGGUGCCGGGGGGAGCGGCCGCCGCCUCGGCCGCCUCUUCGUCGUCCGCCUCGUCUUCGUCUUCGUCAUCGUCCUCAGCCUCCUCCGGGCCGGCGCUGCUCCGGGUGGGCCCGGGCUUCGACGCGGCGCUGCAGGUCUCGGCCGCCAUCGGCACCAACCUGCGCCGGUUCCGGGCCGUGUUCGGGGAGAGCGGCGGGGGAGGCGGCAGCGGAGAGCUAACAACACAGAUCCCAUGUAGUUGGAGAACCAAAGGCCUCAUACAUGACAAAAAGACUGAACCGUUCAGGUUACUUGCAUGGAGUUGGUGCUUAAAUGAUGAGCAGUUCUUAGGUUUUGGCUCAGAUGAAGAAGUCAGAGUACGAAGCCCCACGAGGUCUCCUUCAGUUAAAUCUAGUCCUCGAAAACCUCGCGGGAGACCCAGAAGCAGCUCUGACCGAAGUUCAGCCCUCCUCUCAGACCCGUCCGUGUUUUCCCCUCUCAGUAAAUCAGAGACCAAAUCCGGAGAGAAAAUCAAGAAGAAAGAUUCCAAAAGUCUAGAAAAGAAGAGAGGAAGACCGCCCACCUUCCCUGGCGUCAAAAUCAAAAUCACACACGGCAAGGACAUUUCAGAGUUACCCAAGGGAAGCAAAGAAGAGAGCCUGAAAAAAAUCAAACGGACACCCUCCGCUACCUUUCAGCAGGCCACAAAGAUUAAAAAACUCAGAGCAGGUAAACUGUCUCCUCUCAAGUCUAAGUUUAAGACAGGGAAGCUCCAAAUAGGAAGGAAGGGGGUCCAGAUUGUCCGCCGGCGAGGCCGGCCGCCGUCGACGGAAAGGAUCAAGACCCCUCCAGGUCUGCUCCUGAACGCGGAGCUGGAAAAGGCCCAGAAGGUCCGCAGGGACAAGGAGGGCAGCCCGCCGCUGCCCCGGGAGGAGAAGACCGUGGUCAGGCAGAGCCCGCGCAGGAUCAAGCCGGUCAGGAUCAUUCCUUCUUCCAAAAGGACAGAUGCCACCAUCGCCAAGCAGCUCCUGCAGAGGGCCAAGAAGGGCGCCCAGAAGAAGAUCGAGAAGGAGGCCGCGCAGCUGCAGGGCAGAAAGGUGAAGACGCAAGUCAAGAACAUCCGGCAGUUCAUCAUGCCCGUGGUCAGCGCCAUCUCCUCGCGCAUCAUCAAGACCCCGCGGCGCUUCAUCGAGGACGAGGAUUAUGACCCACCCAUCAAAAUCGCCCGGCUCGAGUCCACCCCCAACAGCAGAUUCAGCACCACGUCCUGUGGCUCUUCCGAGAAGUCCAGUGCCACUUCCCAGCACUCCUCCCAGAUGUCCUCAGACUCCUCCCGGUCCAGCAGCCCCAGCGUGGACACCUCCAUAGACUCUCAGGCCUCAGAGGAGAUCCAGGGACUGCCUGAAGAGCGGAGCGAGACCCCCGAAGUCCACCCGCCACUGCCGAUUGCCCCGUCCCCCGAGACCGAGGGUAGUGAUAGGAGAAGCCGAAGGUACUCGGUGUCGGAGCGAAGUUUCGGCUCGAGAACGACGAAGAAGCUGUCCGCGCUGCCCAGCGCCCCCCCGCAGCCGACUUCGUCCUCGCCCCCGCCCCCCCUGCUCACCCCGCCGCCGCCGCUGCAGCCGGCCUCCAGCCUCUCGGACCACACGCCGUGGCUCAUGCCUCCGACCAUCCCUUUAGCAUCACCGUUUUUGCCUGCUUCUGCGGCGCCCUUGCCAGGGAAGCGAAAAUCUAUUUUGCGAGAACCGACGUUUAAGUGGACUUCCUUAAAGCAUUCUAGGUCAGAGCCACAGUACUUUUCCUCAGCCAAGUAUGCCAAAGAAGGUCUUAUUCGCAAACCAAUAUUUGAUAACUUCCGCCCCCCUCCGCUCACGCCCGAGGAUGUGGGCUUCGCGCCGGGCUUUGCUCCGUCGGGGACUGCUGCUUCCGCCCGCUUGUUCUCGCCACUCCACUCCGGGACGCGGUUUGAUAUGCACAAACGGAGCCCUCUCCUGAGAGCCCCGAGGUUUACGCCCAGCGAGGCGCACUCCAGAAUCUUUGAGUCUGUCACCUUGCCUGGUAACCGAACUUCUGCUGGAGCAUCUUCGUCAGGAGUGUCCAACAGGAAAAGGAAAAGGAAAGUGUUCAGCCCCAUCCGAUCCGAACCGAGGUCUCCUUCUCACUCCAUGAGGACGCGAAGUGGAAGGCUUAGCACUUCGGAGCUCUCGCCUCUCACCCCGCCGUCUUCCGUCUCUUCCUCCUUAAGCAUUUCUGUUAGUCCUCUUGCCACUAGUGCCUUAAACCCAACUUUUACUUUUCCUUCUCAUUCCCUGAGUCAGUCCGGGGAAUCGACAGACAAAAGCCAGAGAGCCAGGAAGCCCACCAGCGCUCCAGCAGAGCCCUUUUCGGCCAGCGGCCCGUCGCCUCUCUUCCCUUGGUUUACCCCCGGCUCUCAGACUGAACGAGGGAGGAAUAAAGACAAGGCCCCCGAGGAGCUGUCCAAAGACCGCGAUGCCGACAAGGGCGUGGAGAAGGACAAGAGUAGAGAGCGAGACCGGGAGAGAGAGAAGGAGAAUAAGCGGGAGUCGAGGAAGGAGAAAAGGAAAAAGGGAUCAGAGAUUCAGAGUAGCUCUGCUUUGUAUUCUGUGGGUCGGGUUUCCAAAGAGAAGGUCGUGGGGGAAGAUGUGGCCACUUCGUCUUCUGCCAAAAAAGCAACCGGGCGGAAGAAGUCUUCAUCACUUGAUUCUGGGACUGAUAUUGCAUCGGUGACUCUUGGGGAUACGACAGCUGUCAAAACCAAAAUUCUUAUAAAGAAAGGGAGAGGAAAUCUGGAAAAAAACAACCUGGACCUCGGCCCAACUGCCCCAUCCCUGGAGAAGGAGAAAGCCCUCAGCCUUUCCACUCCUUCAUCUAGCACUGUUAAACAUUCCACUUCCUCCAUAGGCUCCAUGUUGGCUCAGGCAGACAAGCUUCCAAUGACUGACAAGAGGGUUGCCAGCCUCCUAAAAAAGGCCAAAGCCCAGCUCUGCAAAAUUGAGAAGAGCAAGAGUCUUAAACAGACUGACCAGCCCAAAGCACAGGGUCAAGAGAGUGAUUCAUCAGAGACCUCUGUGCGAGGACCCCGGAUCAAACAUGUCUGCAGAAGAGCUGCUGUGGCCCUUGGCCGGAAACGAGCCGUGUUCCCUGACGACAUGCCCACCCUGAGUGCCUUACCCUGGGAAGAGCGAGAGAAGAUUCUGUCUUCCAUGGGGAAUGAUGACAAGUCAUCAGUUGCUGGCUCAGAGGAUGCCGAACCUCUUGCUCCCCCAAUCAAACCAAUUAAACCCGUCACCAGAAACAAGGCACCUCAGGAACCUCCCGUGAAGAAGGGGCGGCGCUCCAGGCGGUGUGGCCAGUGUCCUGGCUGCCAGGUGCCUGAGGACUGUGGUGUCUGUACAAACUGCUUAGACAAACCCAAGUUUGGUGGCCGCAACAUAAAGAAGCAGUGCUGCAAGAUGAGGAAAUGUCAGAAUCUACAAUGGAUGCCUUCCAAAGCCUACCUUCAGAAGCAAGCGAAAGCUGUGAAAAAGAAAGAGAAAAAGUCCAAGGCCAGUGAAAAGAAAGAGAGCAAAGAGAGCAGCGGUGCUGUGAAGAACGUGGUGGAGCCUAGUCCGAAACCUCCCCCGACGGCCAGGGAGGACCCUGCCCCAAAGAAAAGCAAUAGCGACCCUCCUCCGCGCAAGGCGGCCGAGGAGAAAGUCGAGGAAAGCAGCGCCCCGGCCCCGCCACCGGAGCCCAAACAGGUGACCACUCCCGCUUCCAGGAAGUCCAGCAAACAGGUGUCGCAGCCUGCGCCCGCGCCCCCCGCACAGCCGGCCAGCACCUCGACGCCCAGGAAGGACACUCCCAAGCCAGCUCCCAGCGAGCCCAAGAAAAAGCAGCCGCCACCCCCUGACCCAGGUCCGGAACAAAGCAAACAGAAAAAAGUGGCUCCACGCCCAAGUAUCCCUGUGAAACAAAAACCAAAAGAAAAGGAAAAACCAUCUCCGAUCAGUAAGCAGGAGAAUGCAGGUACUUUGAACAUCCUCAGUACUCUCUCCAAUGGCAAUAGUUCUAAGCAAAAAAUCCCAGCAGAUGGAGUCCAUAGGAUCAGAGUGGACUUUAAGGAGGAUUGUGAAGCAGAGAACGUGUGGGAGAUGGGAGGCUUAGGAAUUCUGACCUCUGUUCCUAUAACACCCAGGGUGGUUUGCUUCCUCUGUGCCAGUAGCGGGCAUGUGGAGUUUGUGUAUUGCCAAGUCUGUUGUGAGCCCUUCCACAAGUUCUGUUUGGAGGAGAACGAGCGCCCCCUGGAGGACCAGCUGGAGAAUUGGUGUUGUCGCCGCUGCAAGUUCUGUCACGUUUGUGGAAGGCAGCAUCAGGCUACAAAGCAGCUGCUGGAGUGUAAUAAGUGCCGAAACAGCUAUCACCCUGAGUGCCUGGGACCAAAUUACCCCACCAAACCCACCAAGAAAAAGAAAGUUUGGAUCUGUACCAAGUGUGUUCGCUGCAAGAGCUGUGGGGCCACAACACCAGGCAAAGGCUGGGAUGCACAGUGGUCUCAUGACUUCUCCCUGUGCCACGAUUGUGCCAAACUCUUUGCAAAAGGAAACUUCUGUCCUCUGUGCGAUAAAUGCUACGACGAUGAUGACUAUGAGAGCAAGAUGAUGCAAUGUGGGAAGUGUGACCGCUGGGUCCACUCCAAGUGCGAGAAUCUUUCAGAUGAGAUGUACGAGAUUCUGUCUAACCUGCCCGAGAGUGUGGCCUACACUUGUGUGAACUGCACUGAGCGGCACCCUGCCGAGUGGCGGCUGGCCCUGGAGAAGGAGCUGCAGCUCUCCCUGAAGCAAGUCCUGACCGCGCUGUUGAACUCCCGAACCACCAGUCACUUGUUGCGUUACCGACAGGCUGCCAAGCCCCCAGACUUAAACCCUGAAACGGAGGAGAGUAUACCUUCCCGCAGCUCCCCGGAAGGACCCGACCCACCAGUGCUUACCGAAGUCAGCAAGCAGGAAGACCAGCAGCCUUUAGACCUGGAAGGAGUCAAACGGAAAAUGGACCAAGGGAACUACACCUCUGUGUUGGAGUUCAGUGAUGAUAUCGUGAAGAUCAUCCAAGCAGCCAUGAAUUCCGAUGGAGGGCAGCCGGAGGUUAAAAAGGCCAACAGUAUGGUCAAGUCCUUCUUUAUUCGGCAAAUGGAACGUGUUUUUCCAUGGUUCAGUGUCAAAAAGUCCAGAUUUUGGGAGCCAAACAAAGUAUCGAGCAACAGUGGGAUGUUACCAAACGCAGUGCUUCCGCCUUCACUUGACCAUAACUAUGCUCAGUGGCAGGAGCGAGAGGAGAACAGCCACACUGAGCAACCUCCUUUAAUGAAGAAGAUCAUUCCAGCUCCCAAACCUAAAGGGCCUGGAGAACCUGACUCACCCACUCCUCUUCAUCCUCCUACUCCACCGAUUUUGAGUACUGAUAGGAGUCGAGAAGAUAGUCCAGAACUGAACCCACCCCCUGGCAUAGAAGACAACAGACAGUGUGCACUGUGUUUGAUGUAUGGCGACGACAGUGCCAAUGAUGCUGGCCGUUUGCUCUACAUUGGCCAAAAUGAGUGGACACAUGUAAAUUGUGCUUUGUGGUCAGCGGAAGUGUUUGAAGAUGAUGAUGGAUCAUUAAAGAAUGUGCAUAUGGCAGUGAUCAGGGGCAAACAGCUGAGAUGCGAAUUCUGCCAAAAACCAGGAGCCACUGUGGGUUGCUGCCUCACCUCCUGCACCAGCAACUAUCACUUCAUGUGUUCCCGAGCCAAGAACUGCGUCUUUCUGGAUGAUAAAAAAGUAUAUUGUCAGCGGCAUCGGGAUUUGAUCAAAGGCGAGGUGGUUCCCGAGAAUGGAUUUGAAGUUUUCAGAAGGGUGUUUGUGGACUUCGAAGGAAUCAGCUUGAGAAGGAAGUUUCUCAAUGGUUUGGAACCGGAGAAUAUCCACAUGAUGAUCGGCUCCAUGACUAUUGACUGCUUGGGGAUUCUGAACGAUCUCUCGGACUGUGAAGAUAAGCUCUUUCCCAUCGGAUACCAAUGUUCCAGGGUGUACUGGAGCACCACGGAUGCCCGCAAGCGCUGUGUGUACACAUGCAAGAUCGUGGAAUGCCGCCCUCCGGCGCUGGAGCCCGACAUCAACAGCACCGUGGAGCACGACGAGAACAGGACCAUUGCCCAUAGUCCAACGGCGGUGACCGAAAUUUCAUCUAAAGAAAGUCAAAACACAACUGAUAUUAUAAGUCCCCCAUCACCAGACCGACCUCAUUCCCAGACCUCUGGCUCCUACUAUUACCACGUCAUCCCAAAGGCCUCCAGGAUUCGAACCCCCAGUUACUCUCCGACACAGAGAUCCCCUGGCUGUCGGCCUCUGCCGUCUGCAGGAAGCCCUACCCCGACCACGCAUGAAAUCGUCACAGUGGGGGACCCUUUACUGUCCUCCGGCCUCCGAAGCAUUGGCUCCAGGCGUCACAGUACUUCUUCCUUGUCACCCCAGCGGUCUAAACUCCGGAUAAUGUCCCCAAUGAGAACGGGGACUGCACACUCUGUUUCAACCAUCGGGACCACCGCAGAUAUCGAGUCAAGUGCCAAAGCCGUGGAUCAUGCCGCCGGGCCGCUGAAUUCAAGUUCAGGGCCAAACACUUCUGCCUCUUCCAAUCUGCAGAGGACGGUGCUCACUGCGGGCACCAAGGCCAGUCACGCAGAUGGGUCUUCCCCUUCAGACCUGAAGCAUUCCAGUGCUUUCGACCCUGCCCCCAAGAGCUCUUCCUCAAAAGGAGAGAAGACGAAAAUGCCAGCUCCCAAGAGUUUGGAGGGAUCUGUGCAUAACGUGGCUUACCCUGGCAUCCCCAGACUGGCCUCGCACAACUCCUCAGCCGGAGAAGUCAACGUCAGUAGACUCGGCGCGUUUGCUGAACUGUCUUCGGCACCGUUUGCUUCUCGAGAGGCUCUCUCCUUCCCACCGCUCCACUCGAGGGGCCAAAAGAAUGAUCGAGAUCCACAGCCGGACCUGAAUCCGUCCGGGAAAGCCCCUCCCGAUGAAGACGGUGAUGUCAAAGGCUUUAAGCUGUCUGCUGGGAGUAGCCGAGCGUCCCUUGUUGGUGAGCACACGGGCUCCAACUCCAGAGACCGGCGGCUCAAGGGCAAGAAAGCCAGCAAGGAGCCUUUCAAGGAGAAGCACGACAAGCACCUCAUGGCCACUUUCCCGGACCCCGGGUCUGCCGCAGCCAGGGAAGAAGGCAGCCUCAAGCCGCCCAACUUCGCUGACGAGGUCUUGACUCCCGAGUUCAUGGGGCAUCGGCCGUGUAAUAAUAUUUCCUCGGAGAAGGUCGGGGACAAAGCCCUUUCUCUUCCUGGCGCCCCGAAAGCACCAUCCAUGCAAGCAGAAGGCUCUGCCAGAGAGUCACCAACACCCCGGAAGCGGACAGUGAAGGUCACACUGACGCCUCUCAAAAUGGAGAGUGAGGCUCAGUCCAAGAACGCCCUGAAUGAAGGCAGCCCCGUUUCCCCUUUGCAGAUGGAGUCGGCCUCUCCCACCGAAGCAGCGUCAGCCUCGGAAAGUCCGGGAGAGGGUCCGGGGGUCCAGCCCAGCCCCAACAAUACCUCGGCCCAGGACACGCAGAGUAACAGCUACCAGAACGUGCCCGUGCUGCUGCCAGACGGCCCGAAGCCCCAGGAGGAUGGCUCCUUCAAGCGGCGCUACCCCCGCCGCAGCGCCCGGGCCCGCUCCAACAUGUUCUUCGGGCUCACGCCGCUCUACGGAGUCCGCUCCUACGGGGAAGAAGACCUUCCGUUCUACAGCAGCUCCACGGGGAAGAAGCGGGGCAAGAGGUCCGCCGAGGGCCAGGUGGACGGCGCCGAUGACCUGAGCACCUCUGACGAGGACGACUUGUACUACUACAACUUCACCAGGACCGUCAUCGCCUCCGGCACCGAGGAGCGGCUGGCGUCGCACAGCCUGUUUCGGGAGGAGGAGCAGUGCGACCUGCCCAAAAUCUCCCAGCUGGACGGCGUGGACGACGGCACGGAGAGCGACACGAGCGUCACGGCCACCACACGGAAAAGCAGCCAGCUCCCGAAAAGGAACGGGAAAGAGAACGGGACCGAAAGCCUGAAGCUGGACCGCCCCGAGGAGGUGGGCGACAAGGAGCACGCCAUCAAGACUUCCGUGGGCCACAAAGGCGAGCCCAAGAUGGACAACUGCCACCCGGCCAGCAGGGUGAAGGCCCAGGGCCAGGACUCCCUGGAAGCCCAGCUCAGCUCGCUGGAGUCCAGCCGCCGAGUCCACACGAGCACCCCCGCCGACAAAACCCUGCUGGACACCUACAACCCCGAGCUCCUGAAGUCCGACUCCGACAACAACAACAGCGACGACUGCGGGAACAUCCUGCCCUCUGACAUUAUGGACUUCGUCCUCAAGAACACGCCGUCCAUGCAGGCUCUGGGCGAGAGCCCCGAGUCGUCCUCGUCGGAGCUCCUGAACCUCGGCGAAGGCCUGGGUCUGGACAGCAACCGGGAGAAGGACAUGGGCCUCUUCGAGGUCUUCUCUCAGCAGCUGCCGCCCGCGGAGCCCGUGGACAGCAGCGUUUCCUCCUCCAUCUCGGCCGAGGAGCAAUUCGAGCUGCCGCUGGAGCUGCCGUCCGACCUCUCGGUCCUCACCACCCGGAGCCCCACCGUCCCAAGCCAGAACCCCAACAGACUCGCCGUCAUCACAGACUCGGGGGACAAGAGGGUCGCCAUCCCGGAGAAGGCGGUGACUUCCUCGGAAGGGGACGCGGCGCUGCUGAGUCCAGGAGUGGACCCAGGCCCCGAAGGCCACAUGACCCCGGACCAUUUCAUCCCAGGACACAUGGACGCGGAGCACAUCGCCAGCCCCUCAUGUGGGUCGGUGGAGCCGGGUCACGGCGCCAGCCAGGAUUUAACUAGAAACAGUAGCACUCCUGGCCUUCAGGUACCUGUUUCCCCUUCCGUUCCCAUCCAGAACCAGAAAUACGUGCCCAAUUCUACUGAUAGCCCAGGCCCGUCUCAGAUCUCUAACGCGGCUGUCCAGACCACUCCGCCCCACCUGAAGGCAGCCACUGAGAAACUCAUUGUGGUUAACCAGAACAUGCAGCCGCUCUAUGUUCUCCAAACGCUUCCCAACGGAGUCACCCAAAAAAUCCAGUUGACCUCUUCUGUUAGCUCUGCGCCCACUGUGAUGGAGACCAGUCCUUCCGUCCUGGGGCCCAUGGGAAGUGGGCUCACCCUCACCACGGGACUCACUGCCAGCUUGCCGGCCUCUCAGUCUCUGUUCCCUCCUGCUAGCAAAGGAUUGCUCCCCAUGCCUCAUCACCAGCACUUACACUCCUUCCCUGCAGCUACUCAAAGUAGCUUCCCGCCCAGCAUCAGCAGCCCCCCGUCAGGCCUGCUGAUCGGGGUGCAGCCUCCUCCAGACCCCCAGCUCUUGGUUUCCGAAGCCAGCCAGAGGACAGACCUCAGUACCACAGUAGCCACUCCUUCCUCUGGACUCAAGAAAAGACCCAUAUCGCGCCUGCAGAACCGAAAGAAUAAAAAACUCGCUCCCUCUAGCACUCCCCCCAACAUUGCCCCCUCCGAGGUGGUUCCCAACAUGACACUGAUUAACUUCACACCCUCCCAGCUCUCGAAUCAUCCCAAUCUCUUAGACUUGGGCUCACUUAAUACUUCAUCUCACCGCACCGUCCCCAACAUCAUAAAACGGUCUAAAUCUGGCGUCAUGUAUUUUGAACAGGCACCCCUGUUACCCCCGAGUGUGGGAGGAGCAACGGCCCCAGCGGCGGGCGCUUCCACCCUAAGCCAGGAGACCAGCCACCUCACGUCAGGGUCGGUGUCUGGCCUGGCAUCCGGUUCCUCCGUCCUGAAUGUCGUGUCCAUGCAAACUACAACCACCCCUACAAGUAGCACCUCAGUUCCCGGACACGUCUCGUUAGCCAACCCAAGGCUGCUGGGCACCCCUGACAUUGGCUCAAUAAGCAAUCUCCUCAUCAAAGCCAGCCAGCAGAGCCUGGGGAUUCAGGAACAGCCCGUGGCUUUGCCACCGACGUCAGGAAUGUUCCCUCCGCUGGGCACGGCACAGACUCCUAUGACCGCAGCCUCGAGCAUCUGCGUGCUCCCCUCCACCCAGCCGCCGGGCAUUGCCGCGGCGCCCCCUCCUGGAGACACGGAGGAACAACACUACCAGCUGCGGCAUGGCACCCAGCACCUGGCCAGCAAGACGGGGCCGCCGUCCUCCCAGUGCGACCUGGAGUCGGCACCCGGGCCCCACGGUGGAGCCAGCUUCUCCCCGCCGGGGGAUGCUCCGACCAGCCUGGGGCUGGAGCCAAGCAAGGCUCCACCCUCAACUAUGCACACCAGCUCAGCCUCGCCCGGGGGCUCGCCGCCCCCCUCCGGGCAGCAGUCGGCAAGCCCCCCGGCGCCAGGGCCCACGAAACCCAAACCAAAAAUCAAACGGUUGCAGCUGCCUUUGGACAAAGGGAACGGCAAGAAGCACAAAGUCGCCCACGCGCGGCCCCCCUCUGCUGAAGCUCACAUUCCGGACCGAGACCCCGGCCCGACGGCCGAGGCCUCAGGCGCAGGGACUCCCGCGGCUGGGACCGAGGCUGAGCACCAGGACCCAGCAAGUGCAGAGCAGGCACCACCCACAGCCAGCGUGCAGCCUGCGGGGCAAGUGGCUGUUCUGCCUGAGACUCAGUCCACACAGAAUCCAGCAAGUGGACCGGAGAGUGCAGAGCCGAAACCUGUGGAGGAAGAAGAAAGUCAUUUCAGCUCUCCAUUGAUGCUUUGGCUUCAGGAAGAACAGAAGCGGAAGGAAAGCAUCACAGAGAAAAAGCCCAAGAAAGGACUUGUGUUCGAAAUUUCAAGCGAUGACGGUUUUCAGAUCUGUGCAGAAAGUAUUGAAGAUGCCUGGAAGUCCCUCACAGACAAAGUCCAGGAAGCCCGGUCCAACGCCCGCCUGAAGCAGCUUUCCUUUGCAGGUGUGAACGGUUUGCGGAUGCUCGGGAUUCUCCACGAUGCGGUUGUGUUCCUGAUUGAGCAGCUCUCUGGUGCCAAGCACUGUAGGAAUUACAAAUUCCGCUUCCACAAACCAGAGGAGGCCAACGAACCCCCCCUGAACCCUCAUGGCUCGGCCAGGGCUGAAGUCCACCUGAGGCAAUCAGCGUUCGAUAUGUUUAACUUCCUGGCUUCUAAACACCGACAGCCCCCGGAGUACAACCCCAACGAUGAGGAGGAGGAGGAGGUUCAGCUGAAGUCAGCUCGGAGGGCCACCAGUAUGGAUCUGCCGAUGCCCAUGCGUUUCCGACACUUGAAAAAGACUUCGAAAGAGGCGGUCGGGGUCUACAGGUCUCCCAUCCACGGCCGGGGGCUGUUUUGUAAGAGAAACAUUGACGCGGGUGAGAUGGUGAUCGAGUACGCCGGCAACGUCAUCCGCUCCAUCCAGACUGACAAGCGGGAGAAGUAUUACGACAGCAAGGGCAUUGGCUGCUACAUGUUUCGGAUCGAUGACUCAGAGGUCGUGGAUGCCACCAUGCAUGGAAAUGCUGCGCGCUUCAUCAACCACUCCUGUGAGCCCAACUGCUACUCCCGGGUCAUCAACAUCGACGGGCAGAAGCACAUCGUCAUCUUCGCCAUGCGCAAGAUCUACCGCGGGGAGGAGCUCACCUACGACUACAAGUUCCCCAUCGAGGAUGCCAGCAACAAGCUGCCCUGCAACUGCGGCGCCAAGAAAUGCCGGAAGUUCCUGAACUGAAGCUGCUGCUCCCCCCGAGUGGAGUCCUCGGGCCCGGAGCCACGCACAGUGACACCGAAGGCCUCUGCCGGGAGCCGGGAGCUCCGGGACACCGAGCGGGCACGGUGGAGGAGGGGC